AGAGUCGGAGUCAUGGCCGAGUGUGAACACUGUGACCUAAACACCAUGAAAGAGCGCUGACUCCUCUGCUGGAUCCUCGUCUCCAGGACCUCCACCUAGAGGAGCAGGAGGAGCAGGAGGAGGUCCAACAUGGCCGAGCCCCUGCUGAAGAGAACCUUCUCUAGGCUGAGAGGAAAAGACAGAUCCAGAAGGAAGACCGACCCCAAAGUGAGCGAUGUUGCAGUAAAGUCUGACACCGUCCUCCAAACGUCUUCAUCACCUUCAUCACCAUCGUCACCAUUUAAGGCGCAGACCAUAACUUCCCCAGCAACAGACCCUGAUCCUCCCUCGCCUCCACAGAACUACAUAACAGUGUCUAAGAAACAGCUGUGGGCCCGUCAGGGUUCUGCAGCUCCACGUACCUCGCUGCAGUCAAGCUUCACCCCAAGAAACUCUGAUGGGAUAUCCCAGGAUGCAUCUGGGCAGGCCUGGAGUCACAAGCAAGCACAGAAUAAGACAGAUCAGUAUGGCGACAAGAAGUGCCUCAGUCUGGCAUCGGAUAUGACCAGCACCCCUUGUGUUCCUGUCGGUUCUACCACUGUCCUCCUUGAAGCCCAGAAGCCACCAAGAGCCUCUCCUGAUGUACCAGCGUCCUCCAAGUUAUCUGGCCAGCGAGCUUAUCUGCAAAGCCUGGAUCGCAGUAGCCGAGCCUGGGUGCUGGCGUCUGGAAAGACCCAGACUUCAGAUGAGGCCUGUGGGGUUCAGCAGGAGAGCAACAUCUGGUACAACCCAAUUCCUGAAGAGGAGGACACAGGAGGUCCACGCAGGGAGAAGGAGAUAUGGAGGAGGAGGGACGAGAUGGAGGACGGACGAACAGCCAAGAGGACGGGGUCAGCAGAUACCAGAGCACAACUGGGAGGAGUCUUGGUGGGGUCAGCAGAUACCAGAGCACAACUGGGAGGAGUCUUGGUGGGGUCAGCAGAUACCAGAGCACAACUGGGAGGAGUCUUUGUGGGGUCAGCAGAAAGGCGUAGCGGUGAAUUUCCACAAGAGGGCACUAAUCUGAGUGUUAGUCAUCAUACUGAUGACAUCACCACAGAAAACACAGAUCCCGCCACCUCAGACUUCAGCUCCUCUUCCUUGAAGAAAGGGGGUGUGUCAGGUAGUGUCAUUGACAGGCUGAUGUCUCCUGGUACCGUGAGGAAACUCUCCUUUAAGAUGAAGAAACUCCCAGAGCUGCGCCGCAAACUCAGCCUGCGCUCCUCUUCUCGUGCCCAACGCCAGGGAAGCGACAGCAGGGGGGGCGGCGAUGAGUUGACCAGUAAGACAGCAUCGUCCUCUGCAGCCAACCAGAACGUGAUCAGCAGGUAUCACCUGGAUAGCUCCGCCCCUCCAGCCAGACCAUUGCGACGGUCAUCGAGAGGCCGCUCGGCAAAAGGAGGGUAUCUUAGUGAUGGGGACUCCCCCGAACUGCUGCCACGGCAACAGGCCCCUCCUGUCUCAACUUCCCAGGAAGCGGCGUGGGACAUGAGCUCCUUCCGACUGUAUGUGAACUCCGACCCCCCGAGAUGCAGCCAGCGGGUGACGGGUUUACUGACGGUCCAUCUGCUGGGCCUGGAGGAAAUGAAAACCAGCAGGUCCGAGGGGAGUAAAGAGGUCUUCCUGGCCAUCCAGAUCGAUGGGGUGACGAGAGCCAGGACUGCCCUCCUGACCCUGCAAGGCUCCUCCUUCCCAUUGAACCACGCCUUCCACCUGGAGCUGGAGCGAGCCCGGCAGCUCCGCAUCGUGGUGUUAACACCAGCAGCAGCAUCAGGGUCUAAAUCAGGUCCUGGUCCAACCAGGAACCGGGUCUGUGGUCUGGCAGGAGUCUCUAUCCCUCCACUCUUUAAAGGGAGUCGUAGUCAACAACUCUGUGUGAAGUUGGAGCCCCGAGGACUUCUUUAUGUCAAACUGUCUCUGCAGGAGAACUGGGACACACAGCCCAACAGCGACGCCUCAGUACCUGCUAAUGUGUUUGGGGUUGAACUUCACCAUCUGGUGGAGAAAGAAGAGUCCACAUCAAUGAUCCCUCUUCUGAUCCAGAAAUCUGUGGCAGAGAUAGAGCGAAGAGGCCUGAAGGUGGUGGGUCUGUACAGACUGUGUGGUUCUGCCGCUGUGAAGAAGGAGCUCAGGGAUUGGUUUGAGAGGAACAGUUCAGCGGUCUGUCUUAGCGAUGAUCUCUACCCCGACAUCAACGUCAUCACAGGUAUUCUGAAGGACUACCUGAGGGAGCUACCGUCUCCGCUCAUCACCAGGACUCUGUACCAUGUUGUCAGGGAGGCCAUGACCCUACGACCCCCACAUGCCCCACCAGGGACCCCUGAUCCCCUACUGGCCCAGAGCACUGUGGAGCUGCUGUCCUGUCUGCCGCCUCCAGAGAGGGCCACACUGGCUCUCCUGCUGGACCACCUCAGCUUGGUUGCGUCCCUCAGCUCCUCUAACAGGAUGACGCACCAGAACCUCGCCGUCUGCUUCGGCCCGGUGCUCCUCACCCCGACCCAGGAGGCCUGGAGGGGGGAAAGAGGAGAAAGAGGCGGAGGGAAGGGAUUCAGUUACGGUGAAGAGAUGGCGAGUGCGGUGAAUUUCAAACGACACAUUGAGGCAUUGCACUACCUGCUGCAGCUGUGGCCAGUGCCGAACCAUAGAUUCCCAGCAGACGACCACAUCGAUGUCUCCCUGCCUCCCUCCCCCGCCCUUACCCAUAACCCUUUAGGACAGCAGGAGUGGCCUCCUGCCCUGCGAUUGGCUCUGACCCAGAACCCUGAGGAGGAGGUGGUGGUGUCCCGGCGGGGCCGAGGUGGCCUGGCCCGGCUAGAGAGCCCACCACCAAUCAACCGGUAUGCGGGAGAUUGGAGUGUUUGUGGGCGAGAUCUUCUAUCCGGACAAGAGGCCGAUUAUGACGAGGUGGCAGGAAGUGAAAGUGACAGAGGCAGCGGGGAUGAAGAGGAAGAGGAGAAGAAGGAGGCGUGGUCCUCAGGAGGCAGAGGAGGAGGUCUGUACGUGGAAGAGUUCAUGGAUUUUGAUGCUCCAUUCAACUGCCGACUCAGUCUGAAAGACUUCGACACUCUGAUCCAUGACUUAGACCGAGAGCUCGCCAAGCAGAUCAACAUCUGUCUGUAGAACCAGAUUCAUUUAUUUCUGUGAUCCAGAGGUCAACAGAGGUUUCCAUAGGCGUCGGCCCUCUAAAGAUGUGAACUGAACUAUGUUGUUGUUCUGGGAAUCAAGGUAGCAUCCUGUUGGAACCUGUUGGAUCCUGUUGGAACAUGUUCGGCUGUUUGCACUGCUAAAGCCAUAAUUUUUACUUGUUGAAACUUUUAGUGAACAAACUCAUUGCUCUGCUGCUUCUGUCCCACGACCGCCAUUAUGCUUCAAACCAGUCCACGAACCAAUGGGUGACUACGUGCACAGUCGAUGAUGUAGUCCUGCAGGUUUCUGAACCCCCUACAGGUUUCUAUACCCCCAGCUGAUGUUUAUACCCCUAUGUUUGUUUCUGUACUCCCUACUGGUUUAGGUACCCCCAACUGGUUUACGUACCACCUGCUGGUUUAGGUACCCCCAGCUGGUUCAUGUACCCCCAGCUGGUUUAUGUACCCCCAGCUGGUUCAUGUACCCCCAGCUGGUUUAUGUACCCCCUGCUGGUUCAUGUACCCCCAGCUGGUUUAUGUACCCCCAGCUGGUUCAUGUACCCCCAGCUGGUUUAUGUACCCCCAGCUGGUUCAUGUACCCCCAGCUGGUUUAUGUACCCCCAGCUGGUUCAUGUACCCCCAGCUGGUUUAUGUACCCCCUGCUGGUUCAUGUACCCCCAGCUGGUUCAUGUACCCCCAGCUGGUUCAUGUACCCCCAGCUGGUUUAUGUACCCCGUGCUGGUUCAUGUACCCCCAGCUGGUGUAUGUACCCACUGCUGGUUCAUGUACCCCCAGCUGGUUUAUGUACCCCCAGCUGGUUCAUGUACCCCCAGCUGGUUCAUGUACCCCCUGCUGGUUCAUGUACCCCCAGCUGGUUCAUGUACCCCCAGCUGGUUUAUGUACCCACUGCUGGUUCAUGUACCCCCAGCUGGUUUAUGUACCCCCAGCUGGUUCAUGUACCCCCAGCUGGUUUAUGUACCCCCUGCUGGUUCAUGUACCCCCAGCUGGUUUAUGUACCCCCAGCUGGUUCAUGUACCCCCAGCUGGUUCAUGUACCCCCAGCUGGUUUAUGUACCCCCAGCUGGUUCAUGUACCCCCAGCUGGUUUAUGUACCCCGUGCUGGUUCAUGUACCCCCAGCUGGUUCAUGUACCCCCAGCUGGUUCAUGUACCCCCAGCUGGUUUAUGUACCCCGUGCUGGUUCAUGUACCCCCAGCUGGUGUAUGUACCCACUGCUGGUUCAUGUACCCCCAGCUGGUUUAUGUACCCCCAGCUGGUUCAUGUACCCCCAGCUGGUUUAUGUACCCCCAGCUGGUUCAUGUACCCCCUGCUGGUUCAUGUACCCCCAGCUGGUUCAUGUACCCCCAGCUGGUGUAUGUACCCACUGCUGGUUCAUGUACCCCCAGCUGGUUUAUGUACCCCCAGCUGGUUCAUGUACCCCCAGCUGGUUCAUGUACCCCCAGCUGGUUUAUGUACCCACUGCUGGUUCAUGUACUCCCAGCUGGUUCAUGUACCCCCUGCUGGUUCAUGUACUCCCAGCUGGUUCAUGUACCCCCUGCUGGUUCAUGUAUCCCCAGCUAGUUUAUGUACCCCCUGCUGGUUCAUGUACCCCCAGCUGGUUCAUGUACCCACUGCUGGUUCAUGUACCCCCUGCUGGUUCAUGUAUCCCCAGCUGGUUCAUGUACCCCCUGCUGGUUCAUGUACCCCCAGCUGGUUCAUGUACCCCCUGCUGGUUCAUGUAUCCCCAGCUGGUUCAUGUACUGCUGGUGGAGCAGCAGAGCGAUGUGAGCUGCAGCUGGUAGUCAGUAUUUUCAUGGUACAGAGUUUUAACUGUGAUGAUGUUGUGAAGCCACAGAAGGAAUUCAAGGCCAUAUCAGUGUUACCAAUGAUGUUGUUUUUAUCUGUUUGCUCAUCUUGUUUUUUGACAGUAUUUCUUUUUUUGCACAAGGAUAAUAAGCACUUACGUUUUCUUUUAUUGAUUAUGACGAUGUUUCUAUGCAGAUAACCAAAGUGUUGAAGCACAGUUCCUGUUGGAACAGACCACAGCAGCUUGUCUGUAUGUCUUAUUAACCAAACGAUUAAACACAUUAGUAGUAG
Messenger RNA from Cyclopterus lumpus (lumpfish), 5237 nucleotides. RefSeq names its product rho GTPase-activating protein SYDE1. Bases 130 to 3138 code for a protein of 1002 amino acids. Gene Ontology annotation, biological process: signal transduction. NCBI's taxonomy places the organism in Eukaryota, Metazoa, Chordata, Actinopteri, Perciformes, Cyclopteridae. The transcript is spliced from 14 exons. The record is from RefSeq and is a predicted model, not a curated record.